AUGGAUACUAUCCCGAGACAGAAUGGAGUCAAAAGGAAAAUGGCCGCUAAGCUGUUCAACAUCAAGAAGAAUUUUGAAAAGCUAAAUGGGUUGGCAUGGCUGAAACAACACAGAAAUCUAGCCUCUGCCAUUGACAUCGUUGACUUUCCAAACUCAAAUAAAGAUAUCUCUUCUGCUUCGAUCAUGGGAUCUGGAUACAUCCCUCUUCACGAUAUUCUCUAUCAGAAAGCACAUCCUAGUAGUUUUAUGGAACAACUAAAAGCUGGGGCUAUAGAAAGUGAUGCUAGAAGUUGGAAUAGCAGCACCAGAUCAAGCAGAAUUCAAGUUUAUCAACCGGAGCCAUCAGCAAUUUUUGCUGUCCAUGAAGUGUUCGUAUGUUCAGUUCAGGAAGUUGAAUUCUUAGAAGAAUAUGUCACAAUAGUUUCUCAGACAUCUUCAAGUUCGAACGCCAACGAAAUUAUUAGCCAGUGA
Komagataella phaffii GS115 is the source of this 471-nucleotide messenger RNA. RefSeq lists its product as hypothetical. Bases 1 to 471 code for a protein of 156 amino acids. The transcript has a single exon. The record is from RefSeq and is a predicted model, not a curated record. Lineage: Eukaryota; Fungi; Ascomycota; Pichiomycetes; Pichiales; Pichiaceae.